Molecule: messenger RNA, 2533 nt
Organism: Paramacrobiotus metropolitanus
Lineage: Eukaryota; Metazoa; Tardigrada; Eutardigrada; Parachela; Macrobiotidae
Exons: 3
Coding region: 242-1576 (444 amino acids)
Molecular function (GO): protein binding
Source: RefSeq, a predicted model, not a curated record
UAAGAGCCAAUCUUUACCUUAAACGGCAGACAAUUACGGUAGUUAUGACUCACGACUUACGAAUAACUGCAGUGGUCACGAUUAAAUUCUCUGUGGCUUACCUCUACUUGGUUAUUGGUGACGAUAAUAAAAGUACUGUAAGUUUUCACUCAUUUUACUCAUUAAUUUAUUUGUUACCUUCUGCAUCGCUACGGAUCUUGAGGCUGAUUUCAUCCAGAUAUCUACUCGGUAGCUUGAUUCAAUGGAAUAUGGUGCUGAUGAGCUUACUGAUCCUGCGGUAGAGUAUCAGCUGCCACUUUUAGGCUUCAGGCAGUACGUAAUCAUUCGGUACAUUGCUCUUCCGGAAGACUGCGAGGAAAUCAAGGCUGCAAUAGAGCAGUGCUUAAAUGCUCCAUCGGAAUUCUUACCAACACAGCAAGAUACGCAGGAAGUAACACCGGAAGCAGAACAAGGCGCUACACAGGAAGCGACACAUCCAGCAGCCUGCUUCGAAAAUGUGCAGGCUAAUCGCUUUUGCCCGUUUCAUACUGUGCCCAUCGAACUCGUAGCACAUGUUUUCUCGUACCUGGAUAUAUUUGACCUAUCCCAGUGUUCGACAGUUUGCAGGCGCUGGGAAGUUAUCGUCAAUGAUUCCCCGUUGGUCCGAAAGAGUAUCAUCGUGGACAUCCAAAAAUGGGGGCAGACCGGUGCUGAUAAACCUGCCGGCGAAACGCUGUUGAAACAUUUCGUUGUCCAAUCCACUCGCUAUGUCAUUCUGCGUUGGCCAUUGGGCAGUUGUCCGCCGGAAGCGGAACUCUUGCUAAAAUAUCGUAGUGCAGGACUGCAACACUAUGUUUUCUUUUACGAUCCUGACGAUCACGGCUGUACCUAUGACUACGAGGGUCCAGUUUCUUCAAACCUCAAGCGCAUCGCAAACAUGGUUAAAAAACUUUGGAGCCGCUGUGGUAAUGCCACUCUCACGCUAACGCUGCAGAAUUUAAACCUAUACAUCGAUCACAUUGUUGGGAUUCACGUACAAUUUCUAGUUGUGCACUAUGAUAACGUUCAGAUUUACCGUCAUUUUGAGCCAUGUAAUAAGGACGUAUGUGCGAUACCGGUGGUUCUUCGCAUUGAGCUAAGCAAGAAAACUGUCAGAAGUGACGACAUUUCUCCUGCCUAUGGACAUUUUAAUGGAAGCCCGGAUGAACUGUUUGAUUGCUUCAUAACGUCUCCACUGUCUUCCGAAGAGGAACGUUGUAUGGACGCGGUACUGCGGUCGCAUGCGAAAAUUGGCUACCAGUAUACCGAGUACUGGAAAAGGUAUUUUGGCCGGGAAGUGCACGACAGCCAAAAUCUGUCCAGUAUGGAUUUAAAUAUGAACCAGAUACGCGAAUAUCCAAUGUGGCAGCAGUAUCUCGCUCGUGACCUGUUGCAGUAUUAUCCGCUUGACAACAACGAAAUUACCUCAGUUGCGUCGACUGUGCGCAGUAGAGUACAUCGAGCGCUGGGGCCAUUUAAGUGGGAGAGUUUGUCUGCGGACUGGAACAACAAUAUUAUUUCACGACACUGUGAAAACGUAUCUCAGCCGCUCUGGUGACAGCUGCCGGUGUAAGUAAUAUAGUCACAAUUAUUAGUUCGUAGUCUUUUAGUGUGCUGCGCUAGUCGUUUAACUUGUCUGCCAGCUUGUCUACCUGAGUAUCUGUCCUUACUAUCUCUAUGCGCUAGUGAACAUGUGGCGCUAGUGAACGUUAAUGUACUUGUAAUGUUGUACAUAGAUAUGUAUUUGAUCUGAGGUGUCUUUUGUCAGGAAAUGAAAGUCAAACUCGUUUCCCAGUUUUACGGACUCAUAUUGAGAAGCACUAUUUACUCUAACUCUCUUUCCGGUUAUAUCUGCCACAUUUGGGGAUUCUGCCUAUUCAGUUGAUACUUCUGCUUAUCGCAUUGCGAUAAUUCCGCGUUGUUCGUUAACGAUGCGGCAGGGAUUGAAAUUUCACAGAUACCGUAGUCGUAAUCACGCAAAAUACACUCUGUUAACAGCUCCGCUAACGUUCACGUUAUUUGACUUUCAUGACCGGUGAUAGUUUUGCUACCACGGCGCGCACUUUUGAUAGUAAAGCGUUUUGCAAGACCUGUCCUCUAUAACUGCAAGCGCAACGACGCAGUACAUAUCUGUGCUUUUUGCUCCGUUACGGUUCCUUUUAAGCGGUGAUUAAAUGGCGGUUCCAGUCUCUGCGAUGGGUGCACUUGCGCCCACGCUGCCUUUGACGAACCACACAAAAACACCCCGGAAGAUGAAGCUUCAGUACUUAAACUGAAUGGUCAUUAACAAAGAACUAAACGUCUGGCGCAUUUCUUAAUUUUAAAUCCUGUUUCAAAAAUCUACCCAUUUUCAGGUUUCUCCUGCCGCAUUGGUGAAUAAUGUUUUGAGUAAUCUCUGUUGCAAGGUUGUUGCUGCUACGUGGUAUGUCCGUUAUCACGCUGACACUACAUCGCGAUAAGAAAGUGUUGUUCAGCUUGUUAACGAUGCGGCACCGGUGGAAACUCAGGAGAUAGC